AUGACCUCGCAGCGCAAAAGCGAUUCCGAGUAUGCUGAUACGUUGGGCGGUAGACUUGGAGAGGAUAAGUCGACGCGGAACCAGAAACGCCUACCUACUCAAAACGACGAAGAGAGAUUAUUGCCCGGCAAUACCAUACGGUCCGACCCUGCUGCGGUAAAGAUUGUACCUGGAAGUGUGGGGCAAAAGUAUGGUCGCAAGAGUAAAUUGAAUAUUCAAGCGUUCAAACCUUACGAUACAAUUUCACGGCGUGUUCGAGAGAGUGGACCAGUUCGCGCGCGAGGGAAAGCAGACCAGAGCAGCAGCAAUCAAAGAAGUACUAGAGGUAUCGUCACCCGUCCAGGAAAUGGUGUCGUACACGACGAUCAGGAGCGGCCGUCGAAACGUCGGCGCCGAGAGAGCCAGGACACUUUUGGAGGGGUCAUAAGCAUUCCCGACGAUGAUAUAAUGGAGCAAAUCCCCCCAGAUAGCUCAUACCUCGAUAGAUACUCGAACCGUUUAUCGCCUGCACUUAGUCAACAUUCGGAAAGAACAAAGCUACGGGAUCCGAAUUCUAAACGCAAUAGAGUUGACGAGUAUCGUGACGUGGAGAGGGGCAUUAAACCCCCUCGAACUCCCAAGCCAGGCUCGAUAAAGUACCCUCAAUUAUCUUCGGAUGAAUACUACGAAGAGCGAUUUACUGAAGACGCAGCCAGAGAAAGGCGUGCAAUGGCGUCAGACGUGGAACCGGAGUCAACCAAAUUGGCGUGGCCAGAUCGAGCGGGAAAACAUGAAGCUAUUGAGAGUAUUGAGGUACAUUCGCCUCCGUUGAAAGAACAACAAGAUGGACCGAAUCUCGAUUGUCCUUCCGUUGCAACAGAUCAGAAUCAUCUAGACAAUUCGAGGGACAGCCCUGAUGAACUGCAAGGAGGCGCAACCGUCCAACCAGCACCCAUGUUACUGAAAAGAGGCCGUGAAAAGGACACCAGCAUUGCUAUGUCUGGACUCAAAGAACAUCCGGGUGUAAUCGGUCGGCUGGCUUCUCCAUCCGAUAUACAGCCUACGAUAUUCACAGGCUCCUCCCAAACCCAUCGGAAAUCCGACAAACGGAGAAAGGCCCCGACCACACAAGUCAAAUUAGCCGUUAAAUGCUUCUAUGCCACCUUCGUUCGAUUUGGGCUUGAUGAACACCGGUCAAGUGAAGCAUUUGAAAUAAAUGUGGAGACUACAGAGACUACAGAGACUACAGAGACUAUUAUAACAUAUCCUUGGAACGGUGAAAGAAUUUCUCUUGGGAGGCUUGACAAGGUCGUACAAGGGAAGCCGCCUAGUCGGAGAGUUCGGCUACUGUUUUCCAGAAAAGGGGGGCUUGAUAACGAGAUGGACAUGGAAUUUUCCACGUCCGAGGAGCAGGAAACUUUAUGUAAUCUCUUACAGAGAUUGCUGCAUGGGCAACAUGUCCAGCUGCAGUACAAGCGCGACGAUUGGUUGGAAAAUUCAUUCAUGAGACGAUCCGAAGAUCUCGCGGAAAAGAAAGUGAAUGAAGCCAAGCACCUUGGCGAAGACAAGCCAAAAUCAACAUUGUACAAGGCGCCAGAAGUCGCUAAGAGAGUGAAAUUGUCGGAUUCUUUGCAAGACAAUAAUGAGAAUACUGCCGGACAAAUACAGCCUUCGGAUACCGCUUCGGUGGAAUGUUCCAAAUCCUCAGCAACAAAAACUCCGGGAACCUUGAACGCCCUAAGCACACGAGAACCACCCUCAAAUGAACAGGGAGCGGACAAAGUUCCCGUGAAGAAAUCUUCCCCCAGAUCAUCAUUCUCUAAUCGGGCAACACGGUCAAUGUCGCGUCGGGCACCAGCAACAACAGUCGUCUGUGAUGAUGGAGUUGAGGACGAUGGCUCUCAGCCAAAGGCUGAAGAGAAAGAUAAGAAGUGGCAUAAACCGCUUGUGUAUCCCCGCUUUGGCAAGAAAAAAGCUGAGGUUGAUGCCCAAGACCGUGAACGGCUGCGUGAUAACGAGUUCUUGAAUGAUAACCUCAUAGGCUUCUACAUGCGUUUUCUUGAGGAUCACUUAGAGCGGACUAACAAGGAGGUAGCGAAGAGAGUAUAUUUCUUCAACUCGUACUUCUUCGCAACCCUGACAAACGCCAAGGGCAGAAGAAAUAUUAAUUAUGAAGGUGUCCAAAAGUGGACUCGCGCCGUUGACAUUUUCGGAUUCGAUUACAUCGUGGUCCCUAUCAAUGAAAACGCACACUGGUACGUCGCUAUCAUUUGCAACUUGCCGAACUUACCUGGUAUUGCCAACGAAAACACGGAGAACCAACAACCUUCUGAAUAUGACAAGGACAGUUCGGCGGCACCGGAGAGUGAAGGCCGCGAAAUCCCCGAAACCCCUGAACCUAUCGAAGAGCUACCUGCUGGUAUAACAGUGAAGGCCAAUGACAACCAAAAUUCGGAACCUGCGAAAGAAGAAGCAACCCGGCGGUCAUUUGAGACAAUGAGCUUGUCAGACAAGGACGAACUUGAAGACAGUGCACCGGACUUGCCCCCUAAAGAGUGGCCAGAGCAAGAAGAGAACCUUACCUUUUCUCCCGCCAAGUUCUCUAGCCCUGCAGCUAAAGUGGAGUCCACCCAAAUGGCUAGCACGGCAGGGACUUCUGAGCUAGCAGCGUCUCCCCAUAAGGGCUCGAAGAAGAAGAAGAAGGCAAAGCCCAGCGGAAAGCCUGGGGGUGCUCGAUUCGAUAUUCGUCAAGUAACUAUAAUUACUUUUGACUCAUUAGAUCUGUCUCGCUCGCCCACCAUCAGUAAUCUCCGCGAUUAUCUUUACGAAGAGGCCAAAUCUAAACGUGGCAUUGAGAUCGACAGAAGCUUAAUCAGAGGCAUGAGGGCUCGUGCGAUCCCUUUGCAGUCUAACUAUUCAGACUGCGGUCUAUACCUUCUAGCAUACAUAGAGAAGUUUGUUCAGGACCCAGACUUGUUUGUCAGGAAGCUUCUCAGAAGAGAAAUGAAGACACAAUAUGAUUGGCCGCUUCUAAAGUCCGGUAUUCUUCGACGUCGACUGCGUGACUUUUUGGACGAUCUCUAUGAUGAGCAGGCGCUAUUAGACUCUGAAAAAGCAAGUGAAAGGGGAAUUCUGGCAGAUAAAUAUCCGAUAUCUUACCUUCUAGGGUCCUCUACAUCGACAUCCUCCCAAAACGAAGAAUGCAAUGACUCGCAGAAGCCGCAACUCAAGGUCUGCUCAAAUCCUGAAAUAGAUCCGCAAAAGCACCCGCUUAGAAAACGGAGACCAGCCUCGAACCAGUCGAGUCCUGCGACAUACGACGGUGACCAAGCCUUCAAAGCGGAGAAGGAUGGUGCGCAUGAAAUAGCGCCCAGCCUUAAGAGCCCAGUCGUGGAAAUUACCGUUCCAAAUGUAUCAGGCAAAAUAGACCAUAAAGUUGUCGAGGUCCAGGUCCCUAACAGUCAGGAGCAAGUUCAGGAAGCCAGCUCUUGUUCGUCGAAGAUGCUCAAGGAGAAAGACAAGUCUCCAAACGAUCUAGCAGCGAUGAAGCCGGUAGAUCACAAAGUGUGUCCGGUCGAAAAUAAAGAAACGAAAAAGGCUAGGCAGCCAGCGAAGCUUCAAACAGUCGAAGUGCAGAUUAUACCACCGUCUUAUCAAGGCAACAUAAAGAAUCAGCACUCUGCCAGGCAAAACCCCAAAUAG
Aspergillus bombycis is the source of this 3681-nucleotide messenger RNA. RefSeq names its product ulp1 protease family protein. The record is from RefSeq and is a predicted model, not a curated record. The transcript is spliced from 6 exons. The coding region runs from base 1 to 3681 and encodes 1226 amino acids. Gene Ontology annotation, molecular function: SUMO-specific endopeptidase activity. Lineage: Eukaryota; Fungi; Ascomycota; Eurotiomycetes; Eurotiales; Aspergillaceae. Gene Ontology annotation, cellular component: cytoplasm; nucleus. Gene Ontology annotation, biological process: protein desumoylation.